Leptomonas pyrrhocoris is the source of this 541-nucleotide messenger RNA. RefSeq lists its product as hypothetical. The coding region runs from base 161 to 541 and encodes 126 amino acids. NCBI's taxonomy places the organism in Eukaryota, Euglenozoa, Kinetoplastea, Trypanosomatida, Trypanosomatidae. The record is from RefSeq and is a predicted model, not a curated record. The transcript has a single exon.
AGUUCGUUUUUAUCGAAAGGUAUCAGCUGUGACCUCCUCGCUCCCUAACGCAAACGCAUUGAGAAAGAAGAGAAGGAAGCCGGUCACACUCUCCGUCGCCCUUUCUUCUGUCUGUCCUAGUAGCUAACCUUUUCUUGUUCUUUGUGCACACGACAUCGCAAUGCUGCGCCGCACGCAAGCCUCCUUUCUCCGCCGCACCCCCGUGCGUCUCAGCGGUGGUGACCUCUACCACCCACCGAAGCUGGAGAACAUCCCGCCCACGACCGGCACGCGGGGCUUCUUCGGCGCCUACAACGGCCCUCUCAUGGGCUGCCGCCUCAUCGACAUCAAGUGGAUGAUGAACCGCGCCGUCGAGCUGGGCCGUGAGUACUACAUUUCUGCCCCGACGCUGUAUCUGUUCUUGUGGAUGUUCUGCUGGAAAGGAUUCGUGAUUGUGCGCUACGGCGACGGCAAGCCGCCGCGCGCGGUUGAUUGGAACACUGAGGAGACCGGCUACCUGCCGCAGGGCUUCGAACAGUCUAAGGUGACGAAGCAGGUCUAA